This is a messenger RNA of Closterium sp. NIES-67, 1191 nucleotides long. The record is from the annotation of a GenBank genome assembly. NCBI's taxonomy places the organism in Eukaryota, Viridiplantae, Streptophyta, Zygnematophyceae, Desmidiales, Closteriaceae.
UCCGUCACAACUCUCAAAAUUCGGAAAAUAACUGUGGCCGCUGACUAGAGUCCACUUCAACUCGCAUUUCACUCUUAAUUUACUCUGACAGGCUGAUACCAGUCCUUCGCUUGUCACUCGACGACACCACGUGUUCCAUCACUAGUUCCGUCUAAUUACCACAGAUAACGAGCUAACAGUUUAGCAGGCAUCCGCUGCCUUAGCUCCAGGAAGAAUGGCUCUCUCCGCCUCGCCGCUCCUGUCCUCGCCUUCAAAACUGCCAUCGCGAUCCAGGCUAACUCGAGAGAGCCCCCUGAAAGACUCCCUUGAAAUCACAAAUUCCAGGCUACCACGAGAGAGUCCCUUGAAAUCACCUCCAACGGCUCGGCGGCUUUUCGUAGAGGCUCGGAUAGCAGUGGCUCCAGAGCGACGACGAGCCACGCCGAACUGCUUCACCGUGCUGGGAGUCCCGUCUAGCGCCGGAGCUGACGAAAUCAGACAAGCUUACCGACGACUCGCUCGCAUUUAUCAUCCCGACGCAAGUGGUGCUCAGGACACGACGUCUAUGUUUUUGGAAAUCCACACCGCUUAUAAGUCCGCUCUCAAGCAUCAAGAGAGACGGCAGGCCAAGGCAGCCAUGGCGGAAUCAGUCGCCACGUCUUCUCCCGCUUCCAAAACUCCCCAAAGACCCGGCCGGAGAAGAGAUGAUUUCGACGACAUCUGGGACCUCAUGGGUGCUUCCCCUCGGCGUCAGGCCUCGCCGCGGCGACCGUCCACCGCCAAGCACGAUUGAGAGUCGUCAAACGCGGACCGGGCCAAUUAUUUUAUUCGUCAGAGGGUCAGCGACCAGACUACACGGGGUCAUACGUCCAAGCUUGGUGACAACCACUCCCACGUCCCUUAACUUUCAGUCUCUGUACAAAUUUGAGUUCUGGGGACGUGGCCAUAGGUUAGAUGAGUUGCUAGGUACGUGUAGAAUCCUCAGCAAGCUCUAGCACAGUACAAGAGCUGCCGAGAGAGCCACUUCCUAGGUUGAAUGGCCACUGCUGGCGCUGAGCACUUCAAGCUGGUUCUCCCCCAACGGCCGUUGGGGGAAUUGAUGUCACAGGUCUGCUGUUAGAUUAGGCGAGUUACACGCUAGCAUAGGAUUAUGUUUAGUAAAGUGAAAAGCCCAAUGUGUAUGUGAUAGUGAAAGUUAAAUGAUUAUAAGGA